Messenger RNA from Penicillium chermesinum, 1575 nucleotides. It is a transcript of the gene pigc, whose product is annotated as phosphatidylinositol N-acetylglucosaminyltransferase. The record is from RefSeq and is a predicted model, not a curated record. Gene Ontology annotation, cellular component: glycosylphosphatidylinositol-N-acetylglucosaminyltransferase (GPI-GnT) complex; membrane. Gene Ontology annotation, biological process: GPI anchor biosynthetic process. The transcript is spliced from 2 exons. NCBI's taxonomy places the organism in Eukaryota, Fungi, Ascomycota, Eurotiomycetes, Eurotiales, Aspergillaceae. Bases 1 to 1575 code for a protein of 524 amino acids.
AUGUUGUCGCGCAAACUAUACCCCUUCCUAAUCCGGAAAUUCGAACCACGUGAUACCGCUGGACGCCCGCGCGACAGGUUGACAGGUCGUCUAGACCAAACGUAUAACUGUACUCGAAAGCACAGCCGCUCGCCAACGCCAUGCCCCGAAGCUAGGCGUCUCGGCUCGAUGGAAUCUCAGCACUCAUCAAUAUCCGCAUUUGCUCCGCCUCUCCUCGACUCAGAAUCCCGUCGUGACCAACCUCCUGAAGUGGACCGCAUUCCCGACCCCGAUCGCCUAGCGCCGGAGGAUGCAUACUUCGCGACCUCAUUAUCACGGGCGCGCUCAGCACCACUAGUCUAUGGUGACCGCAUUCAUUCGCUGGGCAGCGGCGGUGCAGCGUUGCGUGCCCCGCGUGGAGUGCUUGGCAACGAUGGCCGGAAGGAAGUGCGGAAAUUAGGCAGCACAAGUGGAAGACGACGGCGGAAAGGAGCAUGGAAGAAAUUACUCUGGGUCAAACAAUCCUAUCCGGACAACUACACCGAUACCGAGACCUUCCUCGAUCACCUGCAGCGGAACCCGAGGGUCAGACCUUACGAUUUCUGGCCACUUGUUGCAGAUUCAACAGUAAUUGUGCAGCAUGUGUGUUCAGUGGUUAUCUUCGUCUGCUGUUUCAGCGGGAUUUUCCACGAACGCGUGAGCCCCGUGUCAGUAGUCUGCUGGGGUAGUGUAGGCACGGCCAUCGGGUGGGUGCUCUGGGACAGAUGGGCCGGGGCUGAGCAGGCGGGGCUGUCACAAAAUGCGAAUGGUUUUGUCAAUGGCGACGACGGGUCAAGCUCGAGCUCGAUGGCGAGCGUGGCUAACCCAGCCGCCAGCGAAGCUCAGCCCAAUAGCUGGAAGACUAGUCCCAUCCACGGCCUCGGUCUAACAAUGGCCGGUGGCGAAUCCAAGGAUCACUUGUCGCCGGGGAGCGCUGACCUCAAUGGGGCUUCGAACGGGCAAGGGGGGUCAAGGGCUGGAUUCUAUUCGACAACGUCGAACCCAAGUCUGGGGACCGAUGGCCAUGACCCGGGUCUCCUGUCUCUCCUAUCGUCACGAAAUCGGCAGCGCUUAUCAACAGUCAAAUCGGCUUUUUUGAUUUACUCAUCUUUGUUAGGACUAAGUCCAAUUUUGAAAUCUUUGACGGAGUCCACGGCCAGCGACUCGAUCUGGGCAUUGAGUUGUUGGCUAUUAAUCAUGAACAUAUUUUCCUUCGAUUACGGGACGGGGGAAGGCGCAGGCGCUACAACAAAGUUCCCAGCUUCAUUGUCCACGAACGCUGCCGUCAUGGCGUCCACUGUGCUCGCGUCGCGUCUACCGUCGACAACACACGUGUUCAGCCUGAUGCUGUUCUCCAUGGAAGUCUUCGGGCUGUUUCCAAUCUUCCGCCGUCAACUCAGACAGCAAUCUUGGACAGGCCACGUCAUGCUGACACUUGCAUUGGUGAUCAUUGCCGGCGGUGCUGUCGGGAAUGACCCUGGGCAGCGGACUGACCUCGGCUGCCAUCGGGUCUUUCCUAGGCAGCCUUCUGACUGCACUUGCCAUGGGAGGCUGUAG